This is a messenger RNA of Microtus oregoni (creeping vole), 1477 nucleotides long. RefSeq names its product proline dehydrogenase 2 (gene Prodh2). Gene Ontology annotation, cellular component: mitochondrion. Gene Ontology annotation, molecular function: FAD binding; proline dehydrogenase activity. Lineage: Eukaryota; Metazoa; Chordata; Mammalia; Rodentia; Cricetidae. The coding region runs from base 38 to 1408 and encodes 456 amino acids. The record is from RefSeq and is a predicted model, not a curated record. The transcript is spliced from 10 exons.
UCUGCCCCUGGGGUGGUGUGUGACCAGGGACUUAACAAUGCUCUGGACACGUCUGCCGCUCUCCUGCCACUCCAAACCCUCUACAGCUGACUGGCAGCCCCUGCGUUUUGAUGGUGGGGCCUUCCAUCUCAAGAAAACAGCGGAGCUGGCGCGGGCUUUGCUGGUGCUUCGCCUGUGCGCCUGGCCCCCGUUGGUUACCCAUGGACUCGCGUUUCAGGCCUGGUCUCAGCGACUCCUGGGCUCCCGUCUCUCGGGCGCACUUCUCCGGGCAUCCAUCUAUGGGCAGUUUGUGGCCGGGGAGACAGCAGAGGAGGUGAGGGGCUGUGUCCAGCAGCUGCAGGCGCUAGGACUCCUGCCUCUGCUGGCAGUACCCACGGAGGAAGAACCGGACUCCACUGCCAAGACCAGUGAGGCCUGGUAUGAGGGGAACCUCAGCACCAUGCUGCGCUGUGUGGACUUGUCACGAGCUCUCGUGGACACCUCUGGCCCAGCCAGAAAUAGCCUCAUGCAGCUGAAGGUGACGGCGCUAACCAGCCCUCGGCUUUGUAAGGAGCUAUCGACUUGGAUCCAAAAGUCAACAGGCUCCUCGGAGCUGAGCCCUGAGAGACUGGCAGAAGCUAUGGACUCAGGCAAGAACCUGCAGGUCUCCUACCUCAACGCCGAACAGAAUCAGCACCUGCAGGCCUCUCUCAAUCGCUUACAUCAAGUGGCCCAGUAUGCCCGGGCCCAGCACAUGAGGCUCCUGGUGGACGCGGAGUACACUUUCAUCAACCCCGCCCUCUCCCUGCUCGUGGCUGCCCUGGCCUUGCGCUGGAACAGACCAGAGGAAGGCGGGCCCUGGGUGUGGAACACUUACCAGGCCUAUCUGAAGAAAACUCACGAACGGCUGGAGCAGGAUGCUGAUGCUGCACACAAGGCUGGCCUGGCGUUUGGGGUGAAGUUGGUACGAGGUGCCUAUCUGGACAAGGAGAGAGCCAUGAUGCAACUCCAGGGGAAGGAAGAUUGCACUCAGCCUGACUAUGAGGCCACUAGUCGAAGUUACAGUCGCUGUCUGGAGCUGAUGCUGCGCCGCGUGUCCCAGCAUGGUCCCCUGUGCCACCUCAUGGUGGCUUCUCACAAUGAAGAAUCCGUUCUUCAAGCAACUAAGCGUAUGUGGGAGCUGGGCAUUCCUCUGGAUGGGCCGGUCUGUUUUGGACAACUUCUGGGCAUGUGUGACCACGUCUCCCUGGCACUAGGACAGGCUGGAUAUUUGGUGUAUAAGUCUAUCCCCUAUGGCUGCCUGGAGGAGGUGAUCCCCUACCUGAUCCGGAGAGCCCAGGAAAACCGGAGUGUGCUGCAGGGUGCCCGCCGGGAACAAGCACUGCUCAGCCAAGAACUGUGGCGGAGGCUGCUGGGAAGGAAGGCCUGAGGGUUACUCCAUCAGCACCGUAGGGGCCAUGUGCUCAAUAAAGGUCCAGAGACUCUGCCUUUGCCUGUA